GUCAAGAUCCGGACAACGCUCCCCAUCCUCCCGCCCAUCGACUCUCGCAAUGAAAUCCACACUCCCCGGCUCAUCAUCCGAGCACCACGCAUCUCCGACGUGCCUGCUCUGCACACGCUCCGCAUCCAGCCCGAAGUCAUGAAGUAUUCCUCAAAGGGCGCGGACAAGACACUCGAAGACACUCGCAGGAGCCUGGACGAGCUGCUCCCUCCCAACGACAGCAAGACAUACUACUUUCUCAUCUUCCAGCGAGACACGGGCGACUUGAUUGGCAGGGGCGGCUUACACGGCCUCUCGGGACGGAACCUGGGAUGGCCAGAAGUUGGCUAUUCCUUCAGACCAGAGACGUGGGGGAAAGGAUAUGGCACCGAAUUCCUGACUGCCUUUGUCGAGAACUGGUGGGGGUUGCCUCGCAGAGAGGCCGAGAUUGAGGUCGACGCGACAGCCUUGGAUGCCCAAGUGUUGGAGAGCGAGGAUUCCUUUGCCCUUGAGAGACUGGUUGCCGUGGUAGACGUGAACAAUCUGGGGAGCAGGAGAAUCCUGGAAAAGUCGGGAUUCGCAGCGUUCAGGGAGUGG
This is a messenger RNA of Trichoderma reesei QM6a, 576 nucleotides long. RefSeq lists its product as uncharacterized. The transcript has a single exon. The record is from RefSeq and is a predicted model, not a curated record. Lineage: Eukaryota; Fungi; Ascomycota; Sordariomycetes; Hypocreales; Hypocreaceae. The annotation marks the transcript as partial. Gene Ontology annotation, molecular function: acyltransferase activity, transferring groups other than amino-acyl groups.